Molecule: messenger RNA, 2877 nt
Organism: Torulaspora globosa
Lineage: Eukaryota; Fungi; Ascomycota; Saccharomycetes; Saccharomycetales; Saccharomycetaceae
Gene: PFK2
Product: 6-phosphofructokinase subunit beta
Exons: 1
Coding region: 1-2877 (958 amino acids)
Biological process (GO): fructose 6-phosphate metabolic process; fructose 1,6-bisphosphate metabolic process; canonical glycolysis
Cellular component (GO): cytoplasm; mitochondrion; 6-phosphofructokinase complex
Molecular function (GO): AMP binding; fructose-6-phosphate binding; monosaccharide binding
Source: RefSeq, a predicted model, not a curated record
AUGACGGUUGAUAUUCCUUUGGUUAAUGGUACAUCGUACUGUACUCUAACCGCGCACUCCAAAGAAGCGUUUGAGAAGACUGUCAAAUUUUAUGGUGAUUUUUUGCAGCUAGAGGGACGUUCGAUAUCUGGUAACUCGACUUUGCUAUUCAAUGGCGCUGUCUCUUUGAAGCUGGAUCUAGAAAUCGAUGAGAUCAAGCAAAAGGUUGCUGAAGCUCAAUACGAGCAAUUGAAAUCGACUACUAUUACUCAAGAUUGGAGAGCUUCUGUUCACGAAUCCCUUGUCUUCAACACUGCUAAUAUCCAAGAAAACAAGAACUAUCUAGUGGAAGAAAACCUACCUCGUCAAGCCUACCCAACUGACCUUUUUCCAAUGCAACUUUAUACCUUGGACCCAUUGGGUAAUGUCGUCGGUGUUACCUCCACCAAGAAUGCUGUUAGCACUAUGCCAACGCGCCCUCCUACUUCAGACGAGUCAGUCACUUCGUCUCUUGUAUCCAAGGUGCCAUCCUAUACUGACUUGAAGAAAGCAGUUCCAACUUCUGACACGUAUCCCUCGCUACCGGCUUCUUCUAACAAGCCUAAAAAGGCCAUUGCCGUGAUGACUUCCGGUGGUGAUGCCCCAGGUAUGAACGCUAAUGUCAGAGCUAUUGUGCGUACUGCCAUUUUCAAAGGUUGCCGUGCUUUUGUUGUUAUGGAGGGCUAUUCUGGCUUGGUUCACGGCGGUCCAGAAUAUAUAAAGGAGUUCACGUGGGAAGAUGUUCGUGGAUGGUCCAGCGAAGGUGGUACUAACAUUGGUACCGCUCGUUGUAUGGAGUUCAAGAAACGUGAAGGUAGAUUGCUGGGUGCUCAGCACUUGAUCGAAGCAGGUGUCGAUGCUCUUAUCGUCUGUGGUGGUGACGGCUCGUUGACCGGUGCUGACCUAUUCAGAUCCGAGUGGCCAUCGUUGAUUGACGAACUUUUGAAGACCAACAGAAUCACGGAAGAGCAACAUAGCAGAUACAAGCAUUUGAACAUUUGUGGUACUGUCGGUUCGAUUGAUAACGAUAUGUCUACCACUGACGCUACAAUUGGUGCUUACUCUGCUUUGGACAGAAUCUGUAAAGCUAUCGAUUAUGUUGAAGCCACCGCUAACUCGCAUUCGAGAGCUUUUGUCGUUGAAGUCAUGGGUAGAAACUGUGGUUGGCUAGCUCUGUUGGCAGGUAUCGCUACUUCUGCCGACUACAUCUUGAUUCCAGAAAAGCCUGCCUCAUCUCGCGAGUGGCAAGAUCAAAUGUGUGACAUCGUUUCUAAGCACAGAAAGAGAGGUAAGAGAACUACCAUUGUGAUUAUUGCUGAGGGUGCCAUUGCUAACGAUUUAACUCCAAUCUCCUCUGCUGAUGUUCACAAAGUGUUGGUUGAUAGAUUAGGUCUAGACACAAGAAUCACUACUUUGGGUCACGUCCAAAGAGGUGGUACAGCAGUCGCUUACGACCGUAUCCUGGCUACUCUACAAGGUGUUGAAGCCGUCAACGCUGUCCUAGAUUCUACACCAGAUACACCAUCUCCAUUGAUUGCCAUCAAUGAGAACAAAAUCACCCGUAAACCACUUGUUGAGUCAGUCAAGUUAACCAAGUCUGUUGCCGACGCCAUUAAAGCCAAGGAUUUCAAGAAGGCCAUGGCUCUGAGAGACACCGAAUUCGUCGAGCAUUUGAACAACUUCAUGGCGAUCAAUUCCGCUGACCACAAUGAGCCUAAGCUGCCAGCUGACAAGAGACUAAAGAUUGCUAUCGUUAACGUCGGCGCACCGGCUGGUGGUAUUAACUCUGCCGUGUAUUCGAUGGCCACAUACUGUAUGUCUCAAGGUCACAAACCUUACGCAAUCUACAAUGGUUGGUCUGGUUUGGCUAGACACGAAAGUGUUCGUUCCCUAGACUGGAAAUCCAUGUUGGGAUGGCAGAGUCGUGGUGGUUCCGAGAUCGGUACCAACAGAGUCACUCCUGAGGAUGCAGAUAUUGGUAUGAUUGCAUACUAUUUCCAAAAGUAUCAAUUCGAUGGCUUAGUUAUCGUCGGUGGUUUCGAGGCCUUCGUCUCUCUACAUCAACUUGAAAGGGCAAGAGACAGUUAUGCUGCUUUCAGAAUUCCAAUGGUGUUAAUUCCAGCAACUUUGUCUAACAACGUGCCAGGCACUGAAUACUCGCUUGGUAGCGACACAGCUCUUAACGCUUUAAUGGAAUACUGUGAUGUCAUCAAACAAUCUGCAUCCUCAACCAGAGGCAGAGCCUUUGUCGUUGACGUACAAGGUGGUAACUCUGGGUUCUUGGCGACCUGCGCCGCUUUGGCCGUUGGCGCCCAGGCCUCAUAUGUUCCAGAGGAAGGCAUUUCUCUGGAACAGCUCUCGCAGGAUAUUGAGACUCUAGCAGAAUCUUUUGCUAAAGCUGAAGGCAGAGGAAGAUUCGGUAAAUUGAUUCUAAAGAGCACCAAUGCAUCUAAGGCUUUGAGCGCGGAAUCCUUGGCAAAAGUUAUGACAGCUGAGGCUGAAGGCAGAUUCGACGCCAAGUCUGCUAUCCCAGGUCACAUCCAGCAGGGUGGUCUACCAUCGCCAAUUGACAGAACGAGAGCCACGAGAUUCGCUAUUAAGGCCAUCGGUUUCAUCGAGGCCCAGCAAGCUCUGAUCAGUGAUGCUCGUGCCGACAACGAUGGCUUCAACCCAGACGAUAAAGAACUUUCUGGCACUGCUGCCGUAUUGGGUGUCAAGGGUUCUCACAUCGUCUUCACUUCCAUCAGGCAACUUUACGAUUUUGAAACCGAAGUGACAAAGAGAGUUCCUAAGAUCAUCCAUUGGGAAGCCACCAGAGCCAUUGCCGACCAUUUAGUCGGCAGAAAGCGUGUUGAUUAA